UGAGUUUGUUAAAGAGGAACAUUGGACAAGAGAAACUGUAACGGGACUACAACAAAUUCAAACACGGAUGCUUCUUGCGGACAAAUUUCCGACAAAAAUGGAAGAAACUUUUCCUGACAUCAAAGUUAAAAUAAAUCAAGGGAAGAACGAAAUUAUUAUCGAAGGUAUAUAUCAAGAUGUGAAAAAAGUGCUACUAAAAAUAUACGAACUGAAAGACAAGCUUUGCUCACAAGAGUUUCGGAUCCAGAAACAAGUGCUUUGCCUGUACGACAUAUCCAACAAAACAGUGAAGGAGUAUAUCGGGAAAAAAUUGAAAAACAAUCGCAUAGUAGCAGUAUGGGAAAGCACGGGAAGCAAACUAAAUGUAAUGUCUGCAAAUAAGGAAACACUAGAUAUGGCUGCAAAAGUUGUUCGAGAAUCAGUGUCGAGUAAAACUAUUCUAUUAUCCUUAGCAAAUAUGUAUGUAUUGCAGACAGACUCUUUGGAGGAAAAACACAGCGAGUUGAAUUCAAAAUAUAGAGACAAGCUUGUUUUUGACACAACCGAUUUAGGCAAACUUGUUUUCGGGACCACAGAUGAUAUUGCGAAUGAAGUCGAAAGUGUUAUUCAGUCAUUCCUAAGGGCACAUUCCAUCUUGAAAGACACCAUCAAAGUACCCAAAAAUGUGUAUAGGUUGAUGAAACGCUAUUAUGAGAGCAAGUUCGUAUAUUUUCAAAAGAUGCUGCACAUGGUUUUGAAAUAUCUGGUACAAAGGAUGGAAUGGACCAGGCAAAGACUCAAGUUGAAGCACUUUUGAGAAAGGUAAACAAGAAGCAGCACGAAGUCCGAAAACCAGGUCUUGGAGAAUAUAUGAAAACUGAGAAGGGAAGUAAAAUUACGCGAUCUGUUGAAACAGCGUUUCCAUGUGCUAUAUCCAUGAAUGACGACAGUGAUGACGAUUUGGACAUGGGAAGUGACAAAAUUUGUGUGAUUUCAAGCUGUACUGGUUAUGAAAAUAGAAGAAUGUUUGCUGUCGUUGGUGAUAUGUCAGAAAUACACGUAGAGGUUAUUGUUAACCCUUCUGAUGACAAAAUAGGUUUAUCCGGAGGACUAGGAAAAGUGUUAAAAAUGAAAGGAGGACUAGCGCUUGAACGCCCUUGCAGAGAUUAUAUCAAAAACAACGGCCCACUGAGUGAGGGAGAGGUUUUUGUAUCCCCGGCAGGAAACCUGAAAGCAAAGCACAUAAUUCAUGUGGUUGGUCCGGCUUGGAAGGACGGUACUCACCAAGAGGAUGAAAAGCUGACAGAGGUGGUGUUCAUGGCAAUGAAACAGGCAUCUAUGAAAAACCUGAAAUCACUUGCCAUGCCUGCUAUAAGUUGUGGUGUUUAUGGAUUUCCUGUUAAGAAAGCAACAGGCAUUAUUGUAGCGGCCGUCAAUAACUUUUUCCGGGUGGAACAAGAUAGCUCUUUGAAAGAGAUCUACCUAUGUGAUAUAAAGGAUGGCACAGUUGAUGCUUUUACUGAAGCUCUACAGAUGGAAUGGGGUGCCCAGAAUGUGAUAAGAUAUUCAAUUGCAGCACAACGUCGAAAACCUGGAGUUGGCACAGAAUUGUAUCCACCUCUUAAGACGUCAACUAUUAAUCUAAAUGCAGAUUCGGACACUGUGCUUUUCACACUGUGGGCCCUUAAACAGAACACUAUUAUAGCAGCAAUUGAAAAGUUAGACAGUUGCAUAGAACGUGAAGUGUCUAAGAACGUCUAUAGAGAAACUGUUUGUUCUCGGACGGAUGAUAAACAGUGGUGUUUACAGUGAGUAUGGGGAAAGGAUUGUCGUUGACUUUAAGUAUUUUUCGUGAGUUACCAGUCAAACUCUAAAGAAAGAGAGAUCUCCUUCAAAAGAGCUAAUCAAAGGUAAUGAGUAUUGUUUCAAAGUCGGACAAAAACCAUACUCGAUUAUCGGAUAUAAUCAGACAGGCCAUCCCGAUUAAUCGUCGGUUUCAUAUUUGAUGUUAAAAUGAAAAACAAAUCCAACUCUUGUACAACAGUUGUCAAUGGUGGCUGAUAUUUGCCAUAUUUUUCGAAGGUAUUUCACAAUGUUUACAUUUUUUUACAUUUUAUCUAUUUACCUGCCUUUGUUUGCAAUUUGAAUGCAUUCAAGCAUCCAUUGACACAAUUUCAGAGCAAAAUAACGAAAAUGCUACACAAAUUGUUUCACUUUACGUCGAAGAUCCUGGUACAAAUCGUAUUAAGAUGUACAAGCGAUCUCAAAUUAGCAGAAUCUGUUCGAUAAUUAAUUUAGGUUUGAAGAAGUGUUUGUUAAACUGAAUAUGAGUAUCAAGGCAUAAAAUUCCUCUAUUCAUCAGUAGUAUCAUUGUUGUACUAAUUCAAUGAAAUGUAUAUAUCGAUUAUAUGAAAUAAUGGGUGUAUAAGCUAAAUGCAAUGUUGUGUAUGCGAUUAUAUGAAUUAAUGGUUGUAUAAGCUAAAUGCAAUAUUGUGUUUUCGAUUAUAUGAAAUAAUGGGUGUAUAAGCUAAAUGCAAUGUUGUGUAUUCGAUUAUAUGAAAUAAUGGGUGUAUAAGCUGAAUGAAAUGCUGUGUAUUCGAUUAUAUGAAAUAAUGGGUGUUUAAGCUAAAUGCAAUGUUGUGUAUUCGAUUAUAUGAAAUAAUGAGUGUAUAAGCUAAAUGCAAUGUUGUGUAUUCGAUUAUAUGAAAUAAUGGGUGUAUAAGCUAAAUGAAAUGCUGUGUAUUCGAUUAUAUGAAAUGAUGACUUGUAUAAGCUAAAUGAAAUGUUGUGAAUUAAUUAAGUUCGUGGAAUGUGAUGAUUAAGAUCGGUGAUUUUGUAUAAUUAUUCGGUCAUGUACCAUGUGCUGUAAAAGAUCCGUUAUAUUUGGAUAAGUUCAAACAUAAUUGUUAUAUUUGAUACUAGUACAUGAUGAGUGAUAUAAGGUCAGUGGUGUGAAGUGUAUUAGAAAAAUAAGAUCUAUCAAAUGUGCUAUAUAAAUUAAGUGUUUUGUGGUGCAUUAGGUCCGUGAUAACGACACCUUAUUUUAAAGACAAAACAUUACAUUUACUUAGUAGAUAUGCAUGGUUAAACCAUUAUAUACUGUAGUGUGUAUACAAAUGCAUGUUAAUGUGAACAUCAGAAACGGUUUCGAUACAAAUGUUUAUCUUCUAAAUGCGUUAUACAUGUACUGCAGUAUAUGAUCAAAAGAAAUACUUUGGAAGUAUGAAGGAUAGAUAGGAAAUGUUUUAUUGUUUAAGCAUGUUUUUACAUUUUUAGAGCAUGAUGUUAAUAGUGUUUCUAAUUAAAACAUGCAUACCAUGUGAAUGCAAUGUCCUUGUGGUGUAUACAAAAUAUGAAUGUUAAGGAUAAUAAACGUUUUCAUUUA
Messenger RNA from Mya arenaria, 3364 nucleotides. RefSeq names its product macro domain-containing protein lmo2759-like. Lineage: Eukaryota; Metazoa; Mollusca; Bivalvia; Myida; Myidae. The record is from RefSeq and is a predicted model, not a curated record. The transcript is spliced from 5 exons. Bases 760 to 1791 code for a protein of 343 amino acids.